AUGGAGGCAGUAGGCCCACCACCACGCGAUGGCGCGGCCGCCACUGUGUCGUUGGACCGGUGCUGUGUUUCCGUUCCUGCUCACGCCAUGCACGCCGUUUCACUUGGCGAGAGCGACGACCACAGCUGCGGUGAUGGGGAGCAGUUUUACACGGCAACCGUUAACGUGAACCCCACUUCUUCUAGUCCUCACACCCUCCCUCGAAUAGAAAACCACGAGAGCCAUGACGCCAAUACACUUAUUGUGACUCCUGCUGCUGCAACCGAGACGUCAGGGAUGCUCACCUUAGAGGAGAUUCUGGAUGGGCCUGCCAGCUGCCCAAGCUCCACCAGUGCGGCGCCAACGGAUUUGGCGAUGAACAGGCUUCUGACAACAACACAGAGGGACAGUAGAGACAAGCAGAAGGCACCGCCUGCUGCUGGCCCUGCGUAUGCGGAGAAAGAUGCCACCGCAGCGGCUUUGACUGAACACUCGAAGGGGGCGAACACACCUACUGAGCUCUCUGCGGUAGCGAAUCUCGCUCCUCUUUCCUCUUCCUCUCGAGCAGUACAUUCGGGCAGCUCAGUCGUGGCGGCCCCUGCAUACUCUCCUGCCCCUUCUGCGGGCUUGGCGAGCAGUGGGGCGCCUCUCUCCGUGCUCACCACACUUCCUGCGGACCUCCUCGUUGCCACUGCGGCGGAAUCAUCCACAUUGAAAUUAUAUCAGGAGACAUCCUCGCCGCAUGCUAACCACGACGCCACCGCUGGUCUGCAAGCGGCAGAGGCCGGCAACGUCGCGGGUCACUCCCCGAUUGCCAAAACACUAGCUGCAAAGGGGGAGGGGUCAUCAAGGCCACUAGUGCGAGCUACAUCCUGCUCCGCUGCGCGUGCGGUGCGGCGGGAGGUGGUGGGUCGUGAGCACAACUCGUCGGAAGCAACCGUGUCGAAGAGGGAAAGAAAGACUGGCGGCGUCACGACAGCGUACAUUGCCGCGCUGCUGCGCGGCAUACUGGGCACUUCCCUGCCCGCGGACAGAGCGGUGAUUCAUUCGCGCAAGACGUGUGCGGUUUCCACAGCUCCGCCACCAAUUGCCUCGCUCGACUUGCCUGUCGGGUUGCUCGUACUGUACUGCGCCGCCGAGGAGACGUGUGCUGCGUUAGAAGGCGAAGGAGCUUCCUCGAUUACCUCCACCGCGGCCACCUCGGCCUACUCGCUGCUUUAUAUUCUAGAGCAGAUCUCUGAAGCUCGUUGCCGCGAUCACCGGCAAGCAGCACUAAAGCAGGCAAGCGAGCUGGAGCAAGCAAAGUGUGAGGAGCUCUACAAGGCGGCAGAAAAGAAGCGCGCUCUGCACGCUGCCCAUCAAGCCGCGCGUGCACAGGCGGUAGAGCAGGAGGAACUUGGCGCCUGCACGUUCCACCCGGCUGUGUCGGAGGCGGCGCAGCGCAUGAAGGUGACGGGGACGAAGAACUUCAUGCAAAGGUGCAUGGAUUGGAAGGCACAGAUGGACCGCCGGCUGCGCCAGAAGUACGACCAGCGCGCUGAGGCGGAGGCGGAGCAGUGGACUGCAGCCGCAGCGCAGAUCGGCAUAUUAGCCCCUGAUGGGGUGGUCACGGAGGGCAGCCGACGCCUACUAGCAGAGCCGAGUGUGCAAGAACGACUCAAGUCCCGGCCGUGCUUGUGGGAGGCAAAGCGGCCCAGUGAGAAUCUGUGGGAGGCUGGGGUGAGUGUUUUUGUGCCCGCACACGCGCCAACUGAUACCGCAGCAUCAUUUCCGCACCCGCUCGGAGCACCAAUUACUUCUUCGAUUGUGGAGGAUCAGGAAGCCGUCUUGCGCGACUUGCGCCGCCCCGGCACUGGGGAAGGAGUGUCGUGUGAUCCCUCGCUGCUGCAGCAGCUGCAGGGCACGCCUCCCCCUCGCGCGUCCAAAAGUAGUGGGGGCACCGUGAAGGGGUUCCUGAGACGUGUCGAGCAGGACGCGAGGCGCCGCGAGCAGACCGUGGCGAAACUGCGGGCGCGUUAUCACAACCCCGACACGGAGCGCUUUGAGGGUGGAACAGGGCAGCCGCUUUUUCAGCCCAACGCGAUGCCGACGGCAUGGAAGGACGGACACCGCGUGAGCUACGACGAUCUGUCCAAGGAGGAGCAGGAAAGCUUUCGCGCAGAGCUGCGCCGAGCCGGGCUUGACUUUGUGCUGUCGCACUACCUGCGAGAGCGGCAGAGGGAGAAGCAGCAGGGUGUCACCGACAGUCCCCAGGAGCCAUCGGCGAUGGAGCAAGGCGACGGCGCCGACACCACCGAGGGAGGCACGGUACCGCGGCACUCCACCUCGUCACAGUCGCACGGGCACAUCAUGGCAGUGACGCAUCACGCUCGCUUCAUGGCGUCGCUUGAGGCGGCGGUGGAGCGAAAGAAGAAGAACUUGGAGCGCCUGCGAGCCCAGGCAACAGCGGAGGAAACCUUCCACCCGCAAAUCACCAAGCAGUCAGUGAGGAUGGCGCUGCACAAAACAGGCGGCACACCAAUCUAUGGGCGCCCAGUGGAGCCCAGGAGGGAGGCGAGCGCCUCAGGUGCGCGGUUGGAGAAGUCACCACAGCAGACCUCUUCCUCCUUUCCCAAAGAUCGGCCGCUGCCCGAGGUGGCAAAGCUUUUCCUUGCCCGAAGCGGGAAGUGGAUGGAGUCAAGGCAGCGACGGCUGCAGCAUCUCGCCGAGAUGGAGGAGGAGCGGCGCUACGCCGGGUGCACCUUCACCCCGAACUGCCACUUCACGGACACGCGCGAGAUGACAGGACCUCCUCUCGGCGUGGAGGCAGGCCUGACAGGUGCGUCGUCGCAUACGGACCCAUCGUUGGCGCCAUGCAUGGCGGGUGGUGAGGUCAAGGACCAUCGGGGAGCUUCUCAAUCCCAUGUGCGGCCACGGAGUCUGAUGGCAUCGGCGGCGGACGUGCGCGUGAUGAAUGAGCUCGAGCUCCUCCGCUCUGGUGCCGCCUACCGGGAUGAAGACUUUGUUCAGGCUGUUUGCGAGCGAAGUGGGCUGGCCGACGCGAGGCGGGCCAUGGCAAACCUGUCUCUCCACUCUGCGCCGCGCCUGUCGAGAAGCCGCAAGGACGCCCGGAGGGCAUCGAAACCAACUCACCAGUCUUCCGUAAGUUUGCCACAGUCGCCUCUCUCCCCUAUUCUCCAGCGAUCCGAACGGCGAUCCGCCUCUCCAUAUCUGCUGCCGCGUCGAGACACCCGCGCAUCGUUUUCACUCUUCCAAGGCAGCGUGCCGAGGUCAGCACCAGCGCACUUGCAGACCGAGUCGACGCAGACACCGAUGCGUCGUUCCGUAGCCGGGGGCGCUACAGCGGUUCUCUCUGGCGCUCGCGACUCCGUAUCGAGUUUUGCGCCGGUGGAGGAUCCGUGGGCGGCGCUUGACGCGCAGAUCGACGCUAUCCUCAAGCUUCGCAGGCGCUGA
Messenger RNA from Leishmania braziliensis MHOM/BR/75/M2904, 3432 nucleotides. RefSeq lists its product as hypothetical. The record is from RefSeq and is a predicted model, not a curated record. NCBI's taxonomy places the organism in Eukaryota, Euglenozoa, Kinetoplastea, Trypanosomatida, Trypanosomatidae. The coding region runs from base 1 to 3432 and encodes 1143 amino acids. The transcript has a single exon.